AUGGAAGGUCCCGGUGCUCAUGACCACCACCAAUACGCUAUUGACGAGGUCACCUACCCGCCCAGUCCUGGUUGGUCAAUGUCGGAGCCAGAACUACAGACGCAAGCCGUCAUUCCAUUACAGCCAAUCACCGUGGAGCCUCGCCCGCGCCGCCUAGACUUUUUCAGUCUCCCUUACGAGCUCCGCCUAGACAUCUACGAACUCCUACUCCUCAACCCGGAGCCCAUUAUCGUGUCGAGCAGCCGCCGCCAGCUCCACGUCAAAGUUGAGCCGCCGGAGCACCAAGUCGCCUACCUACGGGCUCCCCGCCCGAGACCUCGCGUCGUAUCGCUGACCCAUAGGAAACCUCACGUCGAGGUCCUACGGACAUGCAGGCAGAUCGAACAAGAAGCCACCCCGAUACUCUAUGGCCGCAAUGACUUCGUUGUCGGAUUGAGGCUACGGGCGACGCAGAGCCACCGGAUGGACCCCUUUAUCCAAUAUCUGCGUUCAUCGACACUGCUUCAGCUCCGCUCAGUCACAUUUCGGCCGGGCUGUUGUUGUGAUCAGUGGCUCAAGUCUCUUGGUAGCGGCCAGAAUGUCGCAAGCAUGAUAAGCCGUAUGCAGCUCAUUGAGCAGAGAGAUCACCAGCAAGUAUUUUGGGACAUCGAGACAGCCCUGUGGCAGAAUGUUGUGGGCAAGAGCAGAGUCUGUGCCUUUUGCCAUACCACUACUGGGGAGCGGAUGUUCAUAUAA
Molecule: messenger RNA, 735 nt
Organism: Colletotrichum abscissum
Lineage: Eukaryota; Fungi; Ascomycota; Sordariomycetes; Glomerellales; Glomerellaceae
Exons: 3
Coding region: 1-735 (244 amino acids)
Source: RefSeq, a predicted model, not a curated record